AUGAAUGGCUGUGUUGUACAAUGUGCAAAACCAGCUAAUAGUAUUGUGAUGUUAAGCAUUCUGGAUAGAUAUAGAAUCGAAGAGAAGGAUGGAAAUAAUACAGAAGAGAAGGAUGGAUACAGUACAGCAGAAAACGAUGGAUAUAGUGCUGAAGAGAAUGAUGGAUAUAGUACAGUAGAGCAGGAUGGGUAUAUUACUCAAGAGAAUGAUGGAUACAGUACCGUAGAGAAGGAUGGAUAUAGAACUGAAGAGAAGGACGAUAUAAAACUGAAGAGAAGGAUGGGUAAAGUACAGAAGAGAAUGAUGGAUAUAGAACAAACUGAAGAGAAUGAUGGGUAUAGAACUGAAGAGAAGGAUGGGUAUAGUACAGAAGAGAAUGAUGGAUAUAGUACAGUAGAGAAGGAUGGAUAUAGUACAGUAGAGCAGGAUGGGCAUAUUACUGAAGAGAAUGAUGGAUACUGUACCGUAGAGAAGGAUGGAUAUAGAACUGGAGAGAAGGACGAUAUAGAACUGAAGAGAAGGAUGGGUAUAGUACAGAAGAGAAUGAUGGAUAUAGAUAGAUAUAGAAUCGAAGAGAAGGAUGGAAAUAAUACAGAAGAGAAGGAUGGAUAUAGUACAGCAGAAAACGAUGGAUAUAGUGCUAAAGAGAAUGAUGGAUAUAGUACAGUAGAGCAGGAUGGGUAUAUUACUGAAGAGAAUGAUGGAUACAGUACCGUAGAGAAGGGCGGAUAUAGAACUGAAGAGAAGGAUGGGUAUAGUACAGUAGAAAAUGAUGGAUAUAGUAUCGUAGAGAAGGGCGGAUAUAGAACGGAAGAGAAGGACGAUAUAGAACUGAAGAGAAGGAUGGGUAUAGUACAGUAG
Mytilus californianus (California mussel) is the source of this 861-nucleotide messenger RNA. RefSeq lists its product as uncharacterized. The record is from RefSeq and is a predicted model, not a curated record. The transcript has 4 exons. Lineage: Eukaryota; Metazoa; Mollusca; Bivalvia; Mytilida; Mytilidae. The coding region runs from base 1 to 861 and encodes 286 amino acids.